Molecule: messenger RNA, 825 nt
Organism: Zootoca vivipara (common lizard)
Lineage: Eukaryota; Metazoa; Chordata; Lepidosauria; Squamata; Lacertidae
Source: RefSeq, a predicted model, not a curated record
AUGCCAUUCCACCAUGUCACGGCUGGGCUGUUGUACAAGGGGAACUAUCUGAACCGGUCACUCUCAGCUGGCAGUGACAGUGAGCAGUUGGCCAACAUCUCAGUGGAAGAGUUGGACGAAAUCCGUGAAGCUUUCCGGGUACUGGAUCGCGAUGGCAAUGGCUUCAUUUCCAAACAAGAGCUGGGGAUGGCGAUGCGCUCCUUGGGAUACAUGCCUAGCGAGGUGGAACUGGCAAUUAUCAUGCAGCGCCUUGACAUGGAUGGGGAUGGUCAAGUUGAUUUUGACGAAUUCAUGACAAUCCUUGGACCAAAACUGGUGUCAUCAGAAGGACGGGAUGGUUUUCUGGGGAAUACAAUUGACAGCAUAUUCUGGCAGUUUGACAUGCAGCGGAUAACUCUGGAGGAGCUGAAACAUAUACUGUACCAUGCGUUCCAAGACCACUUAACAAUGAAAGAUAUUGAAAACAUCAUCAUCACUGAGGAAGAGAGCUUAAAUGAGAACACUGGCAACUGUCAAACAGAUUUUGAAGUGCACUCUCAAAAACAAAACCGACAGACUUGUGUACGGAAAAGCUUAAUAUGCGCUUUUGCUAUGGCCUUUAUUAUCAGUGUCAUGUUGAUUGCAGCCAACCAGAUCCUCCGAAGUGGCAUGGAGUAGCCAUAUAACACUGUGAAACACAAAAUGAUCCACGCAUGCGCAUGCUGUCCGGUGAACUUUCUCCCUGGUCAACUUUACAAACAAAUGGGGAAAACAAGAGCAGAGACAGAAUGGCCGAUGGAUAAGGACAGGCGGUUCGAUAGAGAACCCCAGGCCAGCAGCGUACCU